UAUAAGAGAGGCCCAAAGCGGAAAAAGAUAAACAGAGAAGGCGUCUAGAGCGGAUCCGUUGGGGUGGAGUCAAUUAGUCGAAAGAGGUGUUGUAAGGGAGAGCAAGUAUGUGUUGUUGUUAUUGUUGGUGUAGGAGUCGAAAUGUGAGAGAAGUUGACAGGGAGAAUAAGGUAUAUAAUGGAGAGGAUGGCAACCUGUGGGAGCCAGCAUUGGAGGGAGGAUAAUACAACCAGAUUAGUUUGAAAUAGUGCGAAAACACUAAGAUAAUAUCAUAGUAAUAAUAUAAUAUCACAAUAUCAUAAUAUAAUAAUAAUAUAACAUAUUAUAAUGGAAGACGCUCAUCCUACGGUUAGUGGAGUCAGCAAAGGAGAAAGAGAGGAAGAUGAGAUUCCAGCAAAAGCAUUUAGAAAACACAAUAGAUUACAAAGAAUAAAAGAGUUGAAGGUACAGCAAGUAAGACCUAGACAUUUUGCUAUAGUGUUUCUUUUGUUAUACAUUAUAUUUGAAUGUAUAGUUGUUGGAGGGUCGAUUACGCCUGGGACUAGGGGCACGUAUGUGAUGGAAUUGAAAUAUAUCAGUGAGGAUAACACAGUUUUCUUCCAACAGGAUUCGAUUUCGGAAUUACAGGUGAGAGUUGGGUACUUUUCAUCAUGUUUGAAGUCGUAUUCCGACAAUGGGAACAGUGGAUGGGAAUGUGGUAACAAUGAGUUGAGAAUUAUUUACAAUAAAGAUAAUUUCAACAGAAAUUCGACAGCUAAUAUUGAUUUAUUGAAUUUUGUUUCAGAGACGAGUGUUAAAUUCCGAGAAGAUUGUUUAUCGCCAUAUGUUUUGAUUGUUUCUAUUAUAUUAUCGUUUUUGUCAAUCUUUUUGUUUGCGUUUGUGAGUCCAUCUAGCAAUCCCAAAUUCUACAAGUUUUCAACUGUUGUCAUCUAUUUGGCGUUUUCGUUGGCAUUGGUGGGAGCAGUUUGGCAAGAGACAAAUGUGCUUACCGGAAGCAAGUUAAUGGGAGUAAUGGAAGACGAUUACUAUAGGUUGGAGACGCAUUCUGGAAUCACAGCAAGGGUAUUGGUAUGGUUUGGAGUUUCAUUGUUGAUAGCAUCGUGUGUUUCGUUGGCAGCACUUUCUAUUAUUGGAGAGUUAGUUAGGUCGACACAAGAUGAGUUGGAAAUUGAAGCAACAAAGACUACCAAUACAGAGGUAUUGGAGCGCCCAUAGAUGAAGAAAGAAUAGGUAUCAUUUGGUAUCGAUACCAGAAGUGUAAAAAAAAAAUGACUAAGAGGAAGAAUAAUGGAACGUGGGUUUAGAGGAUUUUAUUUAGCAUAAGACAGUUCAAUGCAGUUUAAUAUGAUUUCUGUAUUAGGCGAUGAGGUGUGAUUGGCUGGCUAAGGAAAAGGUGGUUGGAGCUAGUAAAGCAUGUGGAGAGGUGGUCGUAAGUGGGUAUUUGGUACCGGUUUUCACUCAAUUAAUGUGGCUCAUGUG
Molecule: messenger RNA, 1479 nt
Organism: Ascoidea rubescens DSM 1968
Lineage: Eukaryota; Fungi; Ascomycota; Saccharomycetes; Ascoideales; Ascoideaceae
Product: Fig1 domain-containing protein
Exons: 2
Coding region: 328-1215 (295 amino acids)
Biological process (GO): conjugation with cellular fusion
Cellular component (GO): membrane; mating projection tip
Source: RefSeq, a predicted model, not a curated record